CCUUGUCGGUCAUCAGAUGUUGAGAGUUGGUUGCAGACCUGGUGAUAUCCAAGCUUAGUCAGCAAACCCUCGUUCCGUUUUCGCGAACCCUCGCACGGACAAAGCCGCAGGCGAACUUCAACCUGAACGCCAGCAACAUUCCUCGUUUCCUUGCACCACUCUACACACCUCCCUACCCGAUUCAUCCUUCACCCGGGCCGCCAUUCUCAUGCUCCACCCAAUUCACGACUAAACCGAGUCCCUGCAAUUUCCACGUCCACCCCGACUGCCUCCCGCAGGUGACAGCCAUGGCAAACAUCAACACCUACGACUUCGCCGACGAGGAGGAUGAGGAAGACUUCAACCCUCAAGCCGAAAUUGGCUCAGAUGACGAAGAGGAUGCCAAGCCGGUGGUGAAUGGUGGACGCCGUGAUGACACAUCUGCUCGUGCUUCGCGGGCGCGCAGUGAGCCCAAGAAUGAUGGGGAUGAACUCAAAGAUGAGGAUGCCGAUGAUGCCGGAGUUGUGGGCUUCGGCAGAGACGAAGACGAUGAAAAGGCAGAUGAAGAUGAGGAAGAGCGGCCGAGGGGAAGGCGGGGUGGUGGUGACGAGGAAGAUGAGGAUGACGAGGAGGAAGAUGAGGAAGAGGAAGAGGAUGAAGACGACGAAGACGACGAUGAUGUUCAGGAUCAGCCAUCUCGUAAGCGUCGAAAGCGCGCUCGUGGCAACCAGUUCAUCGAUGUCGAGGCCGAAGUCGACGAGGACGAUGAAGAGGAGCCGGAAGAAGACGAUGAGAUGCCGGGCGAUGAGAUGCAUCCGGAUGAUCUGCAGGACUUGGAUCAGGCCGCCGAUCGAGAUGACCGCAAACACCGAGAGCUUGAUAGACAGCGCGAAAAGGCCUCCCAACUCGACGCAGAGGCGACCGCCGCCAGACUCAAAGAGCGUUAUGGCAGGCAGGCGCGAUCCGGCGGCGGCACCGGCGCCAUCGUUCCCCAGCGUCUACUUCUGCCGAGUGUCGACGACCCUCGCAUCUGGCGCAUGAAGUGUCGCCCGGGAAAGGAGAGGACAAUCCUCGACCAUCUCAACACACGCAUCCUCGAACGAAUAAACUCCACCCGCGACCCCAUCUUGAUCUUCUCCGCCUUUGAGCGCGGUGGCGGUCCCAUGGCUGGUAAUCUCUACGUGGAAGCUCACAGCCAGGACGAGGUACAGAAAGCUCUGGAUGGCAUUUCACAUGUCUUCCAUGGCACCAAACCCUUCCUCAUCCCACUCGAAGAGAUGCCGGAUUUGCUGCGAACUAAGAAGGACAAGCGCCUCGAGACUGGCAUGUACGUGCGCAUCAAGCGCGGACUGUACUCGGGCGAUCUGGCGCAAGUCGACGAGGUGGACCCCAACGGAACCGACGUUACGGUACGACUGGUGCCCCGUCUCGACUACGGCUUGAACGAAGAUACCAAUGCCCCUAUCGAGGUAGAUGCAAAUGGUAAGCGCAAGCGCACAAUCAAACCACUCGCCAAUCGGCCACCUCCAAGGCUCUUCAGCGAAGGCGAGGCCAAGAAACGACACGGCAGGUAUCUCAACAAGUCUAGCGGCCUCACCAAUGCAUGGACGUAUCAAGGCAAGGAGUACAUCAAUGGCUUUUUGGUGGAGACCUUCCGUGUCAGUGCAAUGCAGAGCGCGAAUGUCAAUCCAACGCUCGAAGAGGUGACGCGAUUUGCAUCUGGCGAUGAAGACGGCACGGAGAAUCUCGACCUGGCUGCCCUGGCCGCCACGCUCAAGCAAUCCACCGCCACCGACUAUCUCCCCGGCGACAAAGUCGAGCUCUUCCGUGGCGAGCAAAAGGGUGUCGAGGGUCACGCUGUGGAGGUGUAUGGUGAGGUGGUCAAGAUGAAGGUCGAUUCUGCCGGAGCACUUCGCGGCCAAGUCAUCGAAGCACCCAUCAAAGAUUUGCGGAAACUCUUCCGCGACGGUGAUCACGUAAAGGUUAUCGGCGGCAGCAAAUACUACGACGAAGUGGGCAUGGUCGUUCGGACCAAGGACGACCGCGUAACUCUGCUCACCGACACCAGCCAGAAAGAAAUCACAGUCUUCAGCAAGGAUCUCCGCGAAGCUACUGACUCCGGGGGGAACGUUGCGGGAAGCAAGUACGAUCUCUUCGAUCUGGUGCAGCUCGAUGCCGCUACAGUGGGUGUGGUGAUUAAGGUUGAUCGUGAGAGCCUGCGAAUCUUGGAUCAGAAUGGCUCUGUGCGCCCACUCCUCCCCUCCGCCAUCUCGAACAAGCUCGAGAAGCGCAGAAACGCCGUGGCGACCGAUCGUGACGGCAACGAGAUGAAAAUCGACGACCAGAUCAAGGAGUCUAGCGGCGAGCAAAAAUCCGGUCGCGUGCUACAUCUGCACCGCAACUUCGUCUUCGCGCAGGAUCGAGGGCGAUCGGAGAAUGCAGGCGUCUUUGUCGCUCGCCACGCCAAUGUCGUAACCGUUGCUGCUAAGGGCGGCAGGGCGACCAACGGCCUCGACCUCUCCAAGAUGAACCCUGCCAUGAAGCAGAACGGCUCGCCAGGCAUGGGCGCCAUGGCACCCCCACAGCAACGAGGCCGCGAUCGACUGAUCGGCAAAACAGUCAAGAUCCGCAUCGGCGCCAACAAAGGCAUGCUAGGCAUCGUCAAAGACGCCAGCGACACGGUGGCCAAAGUGGAACUGCACGGCAAGACGAAGGUCGUCUCCAUCCCCAAGGAGCAGCUCACGCAAGUCGACAGCCACACGGGCAAGGCCAUGGGUCCCGCUAUGGGAAGCAGCAUGCCCGCUCGCACGCCUAUGCCUGCCUACGGUCGCACGCCUUUUGGUGCUUCGGCUACGGCUGCUGCUGGGGGGCGGACACCGGCAUACGCGAUGGGCACCACGGGCGGGCGCACGCCAGCUUGGAAGCAGGACGUUGGCGCCCGGACGCCGGCUUACGCGGGCACGAGUUAUGGCGGUGGAGCUGGUGGUGGACAAACGGCGUACGGAGGGCAAACAAGCUACGGCGGCGCCACAAGCUACGGAGGCGGCAGUGUAUGGGGUGGCGGCGGCGGCGGAGGGCAAUCCACCUGGAACCCCAACCCCUCCUCCCGCACCCCCGCCCAUAACCCAGGCAACAAAACUCCCGCUUACGGCGGCGGGCUGGAAGCGCCGACGCCGGGCUUCUACGGCGACCACACGACGCCUGGUGGGUUCAGGGGCGCGGCGGCGGCGCAGCAGUAUACUACGCCUGCUGCUUAUACGCCUGGUGGACAGUAUCCCGAGACUCCGGCGGGGGAUGGGCCGACUUAUGAGUGAUUGUUUGAUUGACCAGGGCAGGGGGUAUGACAUCCUAUUGGCAUUGGUUAGGGGUGCAAGUGUAGCAGUCAGACGAAGAUCAGGCUUUCAAUCCAAG
Messenger RNA from Neohortaea acidophila, 3390 nucleotides. RefSeq lists its product as uncharacterized. Gene Ontology annotation, cellular component: DSIF complex. Gene Ontology annotation, biological process: regulation of DNA-templated transcription elongation; regulation of transcription by RNA polymerase II; transcription elongation by RNA polymerase II. The record is from RefSeq and is a predicted model, not a curated record. The transcript is spliced from 2 exons. Bases 288 to 3293 code for a protein of 1001 amino acids. Lineage: Eukaryota; Fungi; Ascomycota; Dothideomycetes; Mycosphaerellales; Teratosphaeriaceae. Gene Ontology annotation, molecular function: mRNA binding.